This is a messenger RNA of Notodromas monacha, 2312 nucleotides long. The record is from the annotation of a GenBank genome assembly. Lineage: Eukaryota; Metazoa; Arthropoda; Ostracoda; Podocopida; Cyprididae.
UCCUUUUCUUGCAGGACAAAGCGAUUGCUCGUUUAAACGCUUAUAUCAGUACAGUGUAAAAGACAAGCCUUGGUGCAUUCCCGAAUCACCAGAGUAUUUUUCCACUCCCUGGGCAUUCGAUACUCUUCUGCCAGUUCUUCUACGAUGGAUAGUGAUCAAAGCUACGGUUUUCCGCAUUUUCAUGAUGGCAGUGAAGAAAUUAUCCUCCAAGAAGAAAUCGUCGGUGAAGACGGAACUAUUUACGACGAGAUCCCCAUGUCUGACUCCAAUGCCAUGAAAAUUGCGGAGAACAUAGUGCCUUUGUUGAAUGAUCACACCAUGAAGAAAGCAACGAAGCGUCCCGCGAAUCGUCGCCCGAAGCCCGCGAGACAAGAAGACGAUACGAACACUCGAAAAUGGGCGCAGAAACAAGUUCAGAUUAAGACCAUGCAAGGGGAAUUCUCAGUAACAAUGUGGUCUUCGGGUCCGGAUGGCGAUCAGGAAUCGGACGAUGACGUUGACAAAAAAGGGGACAUAAUACCUGUGGAAGAACUGCACGAGGAUCAUCAUGGCAUUGGGAUGGACCCAACUGAAGAAGUGGAAUACAUGAACGAUUACAUGGUUGAGCAUAAAAUUCCGCUGGAUGGCAUUCCGGGUAUUGAUCUCACGGACCCGAAACAAGUUGCUGAAAUCGCCAAGCAUGCAAACCGUCAGCAAAUACAACUGCAGCAACACCAACAACAACUAGCCUUCCAGCAGCUGGAGGAGUUGCAAAAGCAGCAGUACGGGGAAGAAGGAGAAAGUCCAUUCUCAAAUGCUCAGCUGAUGCACAUUGACAUGAAUCCUGACCAACCGUUUCUCGUGUACGCUGAAUGAACGCCCAAGGGGAUUAUUUUGUACAUACUUUUGUGAAGUUUGGUCCGUGUCUUAUGAGUAAGUCCUCUUUCAGCGUUUACGGAUUGCUUUAAAGGCGAUAUUUGAAUUGAAAGUAUAAAAAAGGUCUUCUAAAUUAGUCAGAUCACCUUGAGGAAUCCUUUCUGUAGAGCCGUUAUUUCGUAUACUGAAGUCUUCAAUUUUUUGCUUUCAAUUAUUAAUACAGUACAUGGGGAUAUCCGAAAGUUAGAGGGAACUUACAGAAGAAGAAAAUCCUCUAAAAAAAAGUUAGUACGUUACACUUCUUGAAAUAGUUGCCAAUUUUGACAUAUCAUUAGCUAAUGGAUCCAUUGCUGAAGGUUACUAUUUUUUUUUGCAUUUUCAUUUUUGAAAAGCUAUUUUGGGCAUUUUGGAGAUAAUACGAUGAGUUUUCAUGACUUUCAAAUUAUGUUUUAACUUUUAAGGAACCUUGUAGCAUGCGAUUCUCCAUUCUUGCCUUUUUACAGGAUUCUAAGUUGUUUUUUACCGCCAUUUAUUUGGUCCUUUUGUCAGGACAAAUUUUGUUUAUGUUGCUGUUGGGACAUUCUAAUGAUUCUAUGAUACAUUUUUGAAGAAUCAGAAACUUUUCCUUAUGCUGCGAGAAAGUAUUCAAACUUGUUGGCGAAUUAGGUUUUAAAUCGCUGCAAUCUCUUUUGUAAAUGUCUCUUCCGAGUUGCAUUUAUUUUUCGUCACUGCUCUCAGAAAUUAUAUUACUAGGAAAAAAUCUUAGGUUGGAGAAGCUGUAAAAUAUGACAGGCUUGAUGGCUAAUUAAUUUGAGAAAUGUUGAUUCCUUGCGAUGAAAUAUUUUUCUGGGCGGGUGUUGUAAAUCUUGCUAUGAUUUGUAGUCUCUUAACUUUUGGAUCUCCCCAAGUAUGUGUUGCCGGAUCUUAUCGAUUAUAUGUUUCGAACGCUGAAAGUGAGCAUACUCAAGCGUGCAUUCCUCAGGGAAGGAAGGGGAAGGCAAUCCGCUUCCAUGUAUUUUGUUUUCUACCGCAUUUUGAAACAAGUGUUCAAUCCUUGUUGUAUAACCCUAUGUACGCGAAAUUUGGCUUUAUAUAUUUUAAAAAACUGGAUGAAUCCAAGGUAUGUGGAGGACCAAUGAGCGACUGGACAGGUAUUUUUUGCGGGGACGUGUACUAAUAAUCCAUCCUGAAAAUCAUCUUGGGUCGCGAUUGAUGUGGAGUCUUUUUUUUGUACGGAGUGAGUGCUUUUUUUGCUGGAACUUGGUUUGGCAUAUUGUCUUAACCAAGUGCUCGAGUGCGUGGUUUUCAGCCGGACGGUUUUUGAUACCGGGUGCUUGUGGUUGUGUGGGCUUCUUCGGCCGCGAGAUUUUGCUUGUUCAGUGGAAGUGCACUUUUUUUUGGAGAGGCGAUGAAGAUUUUUCGACGAAUGAAUCUUCACAUUUUCGAUACCACCGAUA